UGCUUGAAUACUUUUCAAUGGCCCUUCAUUGAUGAUGUUCUUAGGUCGCUUUCGUUCUUCUGUUCAUUAAGAAUUCAAGGGCCACCAAGACAUUUAUACGAGGUUAGAUUACCCGAUAUAUCUAAUUUUCGUUAUUGGGAACUUCAAAGCGUCUCCAUUUUUUUUUAUUAAAUGGGGGUCUGAUUAAGAUUGUUUACAACAAGAAGCCGGCCAAUCUGGAUAUGGGUCCACUGUUCUUCUAGAUAAAAUCUGGAUUUUGUUCAUCGGUGGAGUCAUCUUGUGUUCUUGUGCUUGGAUUCAGGGUUUUCUUUCUCUUCAGCAUUGGUAAGUGUUUUUGAAUCUUUAAAAAAUUGAUAGCUCUUGGUUGAAGUAUAAUUCUUGGAUUUGCUGACAAAAGUAGCAGCAUUAGGGCUUGAAGAAGACUUUAAUUAGUGAAUUCUUUAUUUUGGAGCGUUUUUGUUGUUAAAUAAAUGCUCCAGAGGAUCUAUGGUAUUUAGUGUUUUUGGCGCUUCUACCCUCUUCGAUUUGAUGGGAUAUUCAUUCUUUAAUUUCUUAGCUUUGAUAUUUAAAAUAAAGAAGGAACAUUGUGCUGUGGUUGUGAAGAUUGGUUAGAGUAGGUUUCUCCUGUGGAAGGGUGAGAAAUGGAUAUAUGGAUGGUUGCAGUAGCAGCCGGUGCUAGCUAUAUAGCCCAGCAUUUUAAAAAGAUUAAGCAGGCUGGCGGUCACAUAACAUCAGAAUCAUCGAUCGAGGGUUCAUUUGGUGUCAAACCCGACUCCCCAAAGCCGCCUUCCGACAAGAAAUGGCCCUUCCGCAGGUUGGCAAAGAGAGAAAAUUUGAGAAAAGAUGAUUCUGAAGUCAGAAGUGAGGUUUCUCUAGGUAUUUCUAGUCCAGAAAUGGCUUCUACUAGUGAGUUCGAUGGUGAAAAGGGGGUAAUAUCAGGCAAUUGCGAGUUUAGUAGUGUCUUUUCUGCAUCAAGCCUAUUCCCUGGUUUCAUUGGCAGUGAUGGAGUAUUGGGGGAUAUUGAAGGGGUUAGAGUAAGUGAACGAAUGGGUGACUUAUCACGUAGAUCUUCAACUCCUAGAAGUAGAAUGGUUCUUAGAAGCAGACGGGCUAUUAGACCUCUAAGCUCGUUAGAAAAUUGCGUUAUGGCUCAGUUAUACACAGAACAUGUUGAAAUGAAAGAAUACAUGUCCAGUUUGUUUGCUUCACCUUCUACGCAGACUGUGAGGCCAUUUUUGGUGACCGAUGGCAGCAAAGUGAUUAACAGGGCAAGUGGUGAUGCUUUUGUUGUGCAAUAUAGUUAUGUGAAAGAGAAGCUGCAAACAUAUUCAGAAGAAAAUAACUCAAUUUUUGGAGCUCCCUUACUGCCAAACAUAAGUUCUUUGGAGGUCAUGGGAAAAGAUGAAGCUGAUACUAACAACACAACGGCGAUCAUGAAACAUUUCAAUUUACCAAGAGGAUCAUUGGAUGCAACGCUACUUCUCUGUCUUGGGAUGUCUUUUGGCAUAAUAUCUUCCUUCUUGGCAAAUAGACGGGAGGUAGAAAAAGUGAAUGGCUUGUUGAAGCAGACAGAAAGCUUGGUUCAAGAUCUUGAGGAGGAGCUUGAAAUGAAAGAUUCAUUAAUCAUGCAAGAGCUUACAAUUGAGGAUCACAAACUGCAAAGAAUGGAUGGUUGUUCUUCCAAUGAUGGGUCACUUCAUUCUGUUUCUCAUGAGCGUUAUUGGGAGCAAUCAGUGAACAGCCAUAACAAAGAAUCCGUUAUUCAGAAGGCAAAAGAUGAUUCUUUUAGUAAAAUCGAAGCAGAGCUGGAAGCUGAACUUGAAAUGCUUGAACUGAGUAUGACUUCAUCCAACUUGGAAAGAAGAAUUUCUAAUCUUGUUGAGGUUGAUCCAGACUUCGAGGCAGAUAUAGUCGAGGGUGAGUUAAGGGCUGACACGCUAGAUACGCGAAGUAACACCGACCGAGAUGGGACCAGUACGACACAUUCAGCAAACUAUACAGUUUCUCCUAGAGAACUGAGCUUGCGGUUGCAUGAGGUCCUUCAAUCCCAACUUGAAGAACGUAUCCGAGAGCUGGAAGCAGAAAUACAAAGCAAAAACCAGAAAUCUUGGAAAGAUUUGUCGAGCAGUGAUGAAAAGAACCUGAGCGUAGAUGAGGAGGCGGUUGUUUUGAAUCUAUCGGGUGAAGCUUUAGAUGCUUAUAAUGAGGCCUGUAAUGAGUUUGCAAAGUUUGAUGAAUCAGAGGAAGAGGAAGAGGAAGAAUCAACACCACACAUUCACAUUCAUCAUCAAAGGGAAAGGGAAAGGGAAAGGGAAAGGGAAAGGGAAGAAGGAGGAGAAGAUGAUGAUGAGAAUGAUUUUGAAGAGGAUGAGAUGGAGAAACUGUUGAUAAAGCAUAUUGUGGAGAAAGCGAGACAAGGGUCACCUGUUGUUUUGAAUGCACAAAGGGCUUUGUUUUCAGAAUGAACAAACUCCCAUAUAUUUAGGUUUUAAUCGUGGGGUUGUUUUGGGCAUUAAAAUAUAACCAACUUCGUCUUAAUCCUAU
Messenger RNA from Cynara cardunculus var. scolymus (artichoke), 2544 nucleotides. RefSeq lists its product as uncharacterized. The coding region runs from base 642 to 2465 and encodes 607 amino acids. NCBI's taxonomy places the organism in Eukaryota, Viridiplantae, Streptophyta, Magnoliopsida, Asterales, Asteraceae. The record is from RefSeq and is a predicted model, not a curated record. The transcript is spliced from 3 exons. Gene Ontology annotation, biological process: asymmetric cell division.